UCUGUUUUGCUCUCACUCGAAUUGCAUUUCCGUCUCAUUUUUGUCUCAAUCUACGUAGCUCUGGUUCACUGACAAUGAAAACAACGGAAGAAAAACUUUUAGAAUUGGGAAAAUGGGCAGUUUUAAGUGGUCAACUGGCAGGUUAUCUUCCGCUAAGCGUGAACAACAACAUUGCCCACGGCCGUUUUCUCCACUUUCGAGCAUUGCACAUUUCCUCCAUUUACGCCCUCGUCAUGUUCAUCAUUAUAACAAUCUGGUUAAUUGUCUUUCUAUAUAAUUUUCCGACAACAUUGGUCAUGCAAAGUCGUGCUCUGAAAUCCCAAUUCCUAGGGAUCACUUUUUGCUUCUCCUCCUUGCUCUCUGGAGUCACGGUGUUCUUGCUGAAGUCGUUGGGAAUUAUUCAAAUACCAACCUUUGCUACAUUUUGGCACAAGACGGUACAGGCAAUGGAAAAACUGGAGAGUAUUGAUUCGAGAACGUUAGUUAACAUUGAAUCCAAAGAAUUUCGCAACAUUUUGCAUGAUACAAAGUUCAGAUUCACGGGAUAUUGCGCUCUCAUUAUGAUCCAGUUGGCAGUCUUUGAUUUUAGGGAAACAUUUACAACGCUAAUGACAAAAGGCAGUCAGAUCCCGGUAUUCAAUUUAACUGCCCUGGUGUUCACAUUGUUCCAAAUCUAUUUGACUUUCACCCAUCACGGACACCCAAUUUUGCUUGUCUUCUUCAUAAAACUAUGCAAGACCUGCAUAACUGUUCUUGCGGAAAAACUUGACCGACUUAAUUUUCGAAGCAGCUCCAACAAUAAGUCCGCCAUGAGCAGGAGAGAGUCUGACAAGAAGCGAAUGAAUAUCAACCAAAUUGGACAAAGUGCAUUUGGAGAUUUGGAAUUUUCCAUUGCAACAACAACUGCAUCAGCUUUUAUGCUGCCAAUUCAGAGAAAUUUAGUCCCCCAAUUAAUGGAGGGUUCCCAAAACUUUUCCUCUGACGGAGUUGUUAAUAUGGACAAAGAAUUGGAACAAAUUGUGCAAGUUAUUUAUGUAACUGAAUGUCAAAUUAGACGGUUUAAUCGCAUGGUAAACUGGAGAAUCAGCAUUGAAUUUGCAUAUCAAAUAUUUUUCUUGGUUGUCAAACUGAGUUCAUGGAUUUGGAUACUUUGGAAUGGAAAGCAUGGUUUUUUGGUAAUAAUUGAACCAGUAAUUCCGAUAUUUUUGAGCAUUUCUGCAAUGUGGUGCAUUUGCUCGGAUUCUGAAGACCUUUGCGAAGGCGUCAAUCAACUGGGUGUUUUACUGGAGAAAGUGCCGCUGCAAGGAGUUGGAUGGGAAAUGCAACAGAAAGUUACAGCGGUGUUAUCUCGACUACAGAGCAAUCAAAUUAGCAUAAGAACCAUCUUUUUCGAGGUCAACUUUAAAAUUUUAACUUGGAUUUCUGCAUGGAUUCUUCUAAUUCUGUUUAUCAUACUCACAUAAAGGGACCUCAUCUCGCACUUCAUGCCGUCUGCCCAGCUAGGAGAUACAUUUUUUUAGGAUGGUCACAUCUAAGUCAAUUAUUUAAAUAGUAUAAUUUUUAAAAAAACAUUCUGCUGGAAAUGAAUGUGUUGCACUGCACAUGUGAACUACUUAUGUCGUAAUCAAUUAAUUCAUUUUAUGAUCACACUAAAAUAUGUUUAUCUACAUUAGUUGUUAGUGAACACUAGAAAUCGUUCAGUAAAUGAUAAUAUUUUGAUGCUCAUAACAAUGAGUUGAUGUGUUUUCCUUGCAAAUAUUUGCUCUCUGGGCAUGUCGUCACAGAAGCCUUUUUCAGGACGACCUGUCAUUUUGAGUAUAAAAACUUAUCAGCCAUACUAAAGUCCGUAAUGUGUCAGCAAAUGUAAAGAAAGGAGUGAACAAGAAAUGUCCAUCAAAAAAGUUAUUAGCAAAGCAUGCAAUAUGAUUGCUAGAUAAAAAUAAAAGAUAGGAUUAUUGGUUGUGGUUAGAAUUAGGAGUUUUGCAUUUCUUUACUGCGGUACAAUGUAUUAAAUAGAUACGAGUUUGAAAUUUGAAGUUAUUAUUUGAAAUGUACUCGUUUUCGUUGUUCCAAAGAAAUUAUCCCCAAAACUUGAAUAAAGUUGCCAAUAUCGAAAUCUGCAACAUACCUCCAGAAAUAGAACACGAACUGAUCAAUAUUGGACAAUGGGCUAUUGAAAUUGUGAAGGGAACGGGAUACUUUCCAUUCUACAUUGCUAAGGACGCUAGUUCCAGACAAUCCAGAAGUGGCGCACCUAUCCAAAUUUUGAAAAAAGUUCAACUUCAAAAACUCAGUAGAGUUUCACUCUUCUUCGGAAUUCUGCAUCUACUUGGAGCAUUUUUUGUACUGUAUGGAUUUUGGAUUGCUUAUAAAACUACUGCAUCGGUCCAUUCCAGCCUUGACACAUCCAGUGCCAAGAACUCCUUUUCUGAUGAGGCAGACAAUUUCAUCAUGACUUUCAAUACGAUGGCCAUGCUAAUCGUGUGUGCUCUUAUCCGAACCAUUUACGUAAUUUCAUCAGCAAAAACUCUGAAAUUUUGGAAGCAGCACAUUUAUAUAUUGAAGGGAUUUUAUGAUUUAGAUAUUUUAUGUGGAAAUGCACACUUUGACAGAGCUAAGUCCAAAGUGAGGCGAUUUUUGGCAGGCUUCAUGUGCAUUACAAUUUUGCAAACUGCAGUUAUGUUUGCAUAUGUGCAACACAUGUAUCAGAAUAAGAACAAUUAUGGCAGAUGGAAACAUGUGUAUGACGACCAGUACCCACUGCUUGCAGGGGGCAUCAGCAUAUGCAUUGUCCUCUUCAUUCAUAUGCACGUGGGAUUUUUUAUUUGGUUCGGAUUCCUCAUCCAAAUCUACACCACUUGCUUCUCUGCCAUUGGAGAUGCCAUCAUUGCGGAAAUUGCCAACAAUGAUAACACAAUGGGGACAGAAAUGUGGGAAGAGAGCAGACGGAUUUCAUGGAAAGAUGCGGUUUGGAAUAGUGCGAAGCUGUCAAAUAGUGGAAAUCAUAAUCACCAUAAAUCAGUGUGCGCAUCAAGGAAUGGAGCAGGGGAAAGGUUACAAAAGCUUUUGCUUUUGUUUGAAGAAGUUUGUCAACUCACGGAAGAUUUUAACCAAUUUUAUGCUCUUCCAUUGACAAUUGACGCCUUUAUUUGCAUAACAAACUUCUUUGCUAGCGUUUAUGCCAUAAAUAAGAUGAUGUACGAGUACGGGAUGAUGUAUGACUCUGGUGGCUAUAGUGGGUCUCACCACCUGUGGGACAAAAUUGUCGAGCUAUUGUACCGAAUCCCCUCCCACUGGGCGAUUGCUUGCAGAGUGGUUUAUCUGGGCCUGUCAGGAAAUAGUCUGACGCAAGAAGCUCUCAAAGUCAUUCAGCUAUUGCAACAAGUGGCACCAAAAUGCAGGUGGAUGUUGCGGAAUUAUGCUCUACAGGGCCAGGUAAAAAUAAGUACAGAUUCAAAUGCUUAUUACAAGAGUAUCUGCCAAAUCUCCUGGGAUUUCACCUGGCAGUUAUUUCACCCUUAAUAAAGCUUUUCUCGUAUCUCUUCUGAGCGUGCUGGCAACAUAUUUCUUCAUUUUGACAGAAUUUCGGGAGAAAAAUGAAGGUUGGAACUCCAUUCGUAAAUUGAAUAUAUCCUGCAAUGCAUAAUUGUGAAUUUUCAAAUAUAUAUCUAAACUAUCUUCAAGAAGUAA
Molecule: messenger RNA, 3690 nt
Organism: Folsomia candida
Lineage: Eukaryota; Metazoa; Arthropoda; Collembola; Entomobryomorpha; Isotomidae
Exons: 5
Coding region: 2050-3522 (490 amino acids)
Biological process (GO): sensory perception of taste
Cellular component (GO): membrane
Source: RefSeq, a predicted model, not a curated record